GCCUGACGGAGGAUGAGGACGUGCGCGCCAUGCUGCGGGGCUCCCGGCUCCGCAAGAUCCGCUCGCGCACGUGGCAGCAGGAGCGGCUGUACCGGCUGCAGGAGGACGGCCUGAGCGUGUGGUUCCAGCGGCGCGUCCAGCGUGCGCCGUCGAAGCACAUCUGGCGGGGCCCGGCCUGUCGCUGCGGUUUCCUGAGCGCCCACACCUGGAUCCACUCUUACCUGCACCGUGCGGACUCCGACCAGGACAGCAAGAUGAGCUUCAAGGAGAUCAAGAGCUUGCUCAGGAUGGUCAACGUGGACAUGAACGACAUGUACGCCUACCGCCUGUUCAAGGAGUGUGAUCACUCCAACAAUGAGCGACUGGAGGGCGCUGAGAUCGAGGAGUUCCUGCGACAGCUACUGAAGCGCCCGGAGCUGGAGGAGAUCUUCCACCACUACUCAGGUGAGGACCGCGUGCUGAGUGCCCCGGAGCUGCUGGAGUUCCUGGAGGACCAGGGCGAGGACGGCGCCACGCUGGCCCGCGCCCAACAGCUCAUCCAGAUGCACGAGCUCAACGAGACAGCCAAGCAACACGAGCUGAUGACGCUGGACGGUUUCAUGAUGUACUUGCUGUCACCUGAGGGGGCCGCCCUGGACGAGGCCCACACACGCGUGUUCCAGGACAUGAGCCAGCCGCUGGCCCAUUACUUCAUCUCUUCCUCCCACAACACCUACCUGACUGACUCCCAGAUCGGGGGGCUCAGCAGCACCGAGGCCUACGUGAGGGCCUUUGCCCAGGGAUGCCGCUGCGUGGAGCUGGACUGCUGGGAGGGCCCAGGAGGGGAGCCUGUCAUCUACCACGGCCACACCCUCACCUCCAAGAUCCUCUUCCGGGACGUUGUGCAAGCCGUGCAUGACCACGCCUUCACGCUGUCCCCAUACCCUGUGAUCCUGUCCCUCGAGAACCACUGCGGGCUGGAGCAGCAGGCUGCCAUGGCCCGCCACCUCCGCACCAUCCUGGGGGACAUGCUGGUGACACAGGCGCUGGACUCCCAGAGCCCCGAGGAGCUGCCAUCCCCAGAGCAGCUGAAAGGCCGGGUCUUGGUGAAGGGGAAGAAGCUGCCCACCCACCGGAGCGAGGAUGACCGGGCUGUGUCAGACCUGGAGGAGGAAGAGGAGGAAGAGGAGGAGGAAGAAGAGGCGGAGGCCACAGAGCAGAGGCGGCUGGCCAAGCAAAUCUCCCCGGAGCUGUCGGCCCUGGCUGUGUACUGCCAAGCCACCCGUCUGCGGACCCUGCCCCCCACGCCUGGUGUCCCCCAGCCCUGCCAGGUCAGCUCCUUCAGCGAGCGCAAAGCCAAGAAGUUCAUCCGGGAGGCAGGGAACAGCUUCGUCCGGCACAACGCUCGCCAGCUGACCCGGGUGUAUCCGCUGGGUCUUCGGAUGAACUCUGCCAACUACAGUCCCCAGGAGAUGUGGAACGCCGGCUGCCAGAUGGUGGCCCUGAACUUCCAGACACCGGGCUAUGAGAUGGACCUCAAUGCGGGGCGCUUCCUGGUCAACGGGCAGUGCGGCUACAUCCUGAAGCCCGCCUGCCUGCGGCAGCCCGACACAACCUUUGACCCCGAGUGUCCCGGAACCCCCAGGACCACUCUCACCAUCCAGAAAGCGCUGGCCACCCUGCUCUCAGGCCACGCCGGGAGUGUCGUCUGGUUCUGA
Messenger RNA from Carlito syrichta (Philippine tarsier), 1697 nucleotides. It is a transcript of the gene PLCD3, whose product is annotated as phospholipase C delta 3. The transcript has 11 exons. Gene Ontology annotation, biological process: intracellular signal transduction; lipid metabolic process. Gene Ontology annotation, molecular function: phosphatidylinositol-4,5-bisphosphate phospholipase C activity. The annotation marks the transcript as partial. NCBI's taxonomy places the organism in Eukaryota, Metazoa, Chordata, Mammalia, Primates, Tarsiidae. The record is from RefSeq and is a predicted model, not a curated record.